UGGUCAUAAGCAUGAACAAUAGGCUGCAAUUUUACUUUACUUUGAGGAUUAGGUGAGAGGCAGCAAAAUAGAAAAUACUGGGGAGGACAAAUGAGGUGAAAAGAAUUGAUUAGUAUGAAUUUAGCGGUGAUCCAAAAUGGGAGGUAUAUUCCAAUUUGACAAGGCAGGAACUGAAGAACAUGAUGGCAUCUUAUCAUUGUAUCUAAAAUAUUGUAACUUUAUUGAAAUGUCUUAAGUGGACUGAGUUGGACAAAUGCUCUUUUCAUUUCUUUAUUUAUUUAUUUAAUUUUUAUUUUUUAUAUUUCCGCCCGAUACUUCUUCUAUCUACGUCGGUAUCCAUUUCUUCAAAAGACUGUCAGUUUCUUAAUCAGAAAACUGGAAACUCUGGUCAGAAUAGAAUCAUUUCUUUCUCAAUCUCUCUCACCCUCGUUUCUCGAGCCUCAAGUAGUUUUUGGUAAAAAUCUUCAAGCAAGUCCGCACUUUCAGAGUUGCCUUUUUGCGUUUUCUGUCUCUCUGUUUCUUCUACUCUGUUUUUUUAUUUUUACAUUCUAAAUUUAGUCAAAGAUCAAGAAGGUCCAACACCCAUUUUUUUUUUUUUAUAAAGUAGAUCCUGUUCCAUUUAUGGUCCCUUCUUGAAUUCUUCUUCUGUGAACGAAAACCAUGACUUAGAGAUUAUGUGAAUAUCAUCACCAAACCCCUCAACUUGUUUUGCUGAUUUGAGCGGCGGCUGGGGUUACAUUCUUUUGAUUUGAUUUUUUUUUCUGGUUCAUUUAGAAUGGCACCGAGCUCUGUAGUGGUCACACUGGAGAAACCCGGUGGAAUAGCUCUGGUAGAAAUAAAUGAUGAGAAUUCAUCACUAUUGCAAGACAAGCAAAAAGGGGCUCGCCCAAAGCAAUUUCUAUCACUCAUGUUUCUCAAAGCACAGAGAGCUCUGGGUUGCAUUCCAUGGUUAGCAGCUUCGGUCAGGAAACGCAUUGCUUAUUCGGAUGCUAGGGAUGAUGAAUUUAACUACAAAGGGAGAUUGUACAAGUUCUUAAUGGGGUGUCUUGUGAUUUCGGUGCUGGCUUUGGUGGUUGAAGUUAUUGCUUACUUCCAAGAUUGGGAAUAUUUAAGUUUAGUUAGUACAGGGGAAGUUCAGAGCUUUAUGCAGUUCUGUUACACCGCCUGGAUGUCCUUCCGAGUUGAUUAUGUAGCUCCUGGAUUUGUAAUGCUUUCUAAGUUUUGCAUUGUCCUUUUCCUGAUCCAAUCCCUCGAUCGGUUUGUGCUUGGUAUUGGGUGGUUCUGGAUCAAGUUCAGGGGUUUGGUUCCCGUUCCAGAAGAACAUGACCUCGAGGACGCCUCAAGCUUUCCCAUGGUUCUUGUGCAAAUUCCUAUGUGCAAUGAGAAAGAGGUGUACGAGCAGUCAAUAUCUGCAGUGUGUGAGCUGGAUUGGCCAAAGGAUCGAUUCAUGGUCCAAAUCUUGGAUGAUUCAGAUGAUGAAGUUGCCCAAGCAUUGAUAAGAGGUGAAGUGAAUUUAUGGAAAGAGAAAGGGGUGAACAUUGUGUACAGACAUCGGUUCAUUAGGACAGGAUACAAAGCUGGCAAUCUUAAAUCAGCAAUGGCAUGUGACUAUGUCAAAGACUAUGAGUUUGUUGCCAUUUUUGAUGCCGAUUUUCAACCAGAACCUGAUUUCCUCAAGAAGACAGUUCCCCACUUCAAGGGAAAGCCCGAUGUAGGACUUGUUCAGGCUCGUUGGUCGUUUGUGAAUAAGGAUGAGAAUCUACUAACUAGGCUGCAGAACAUCAAUUUAUGCUUCCAUUUCGAGGUAGAGCAACAAGUAAAUGGUCAUUUUCUCAACUUUUUCGGAUUCAACGGCACGGCCGGUGUGUGGAGGAUCCAGGCUUUGGAAGAAUCUGGUGGAUGGCUGGAAAGAACAACGGUAGAGGACAUGGAUAUUGCAGUCAGAGCUCACUUGCAAGGCUGGAAAUUCAUAUACCUCAAUGAUGUUAGAGUGCUCUGUGAGCUGCCAGAAUCUUACGAAGCUUACAAAAAGCAGCAGCAUCGCUGGCAUUCUGGCCCUAUGCAGCUGUUCAGAUUGUGCAUUCCUGAUGUUAUUUCUUCCAAGAUAUCAAUAUGGAAGAAGAUGAACAUGAUAUUCCUUUUCUUUCUGCUGAGGAAAUUGAUUCUGCCCUUCUACUCAUUCACAUUGUUUUGCAUCGUUUUGCCUCUAACAAUGUUCGUUCCAGAGGCUGAAUUACCUGCCUGGGUUAUAUGUUACGUCCCUAUAAUCAUGUCCAUAUUGAAUAUUUUACCCGCACCCAAAUCCUUCCCGUUUUUGAUCCCCUACCUGCUGUUUGAGAACACAAUGUCCGUGACAAAGUUCAAUGCAAUGAUAUCCGGGCUGUUUCAGCUAGGAAGUGCAUACGAAUGGGUGGUCACCAAGAAGACCGGCCGAUUAUCUGAGUCGGAUUUGUUUGCCUUGGGUGAAAGGGAAGCAAAAGCUUCGAGUGAAGAAAAAAUACAGAGGACCCUGUCUUCAGAAUCCGGUCUGGAAUUGCUGAGCAAAAUGGAGAAGAAAGAAGAAGGGGGAGGAGGAUUGGUGAAGAAGAAGAAGAGGAAUAGGAUUUACAGGAAGGAAUUGGCGCUGGCUUUUCUGUUGCUGACAGCAGCUGGGAGAAGCCUUUUGUCGGCGCAGGGAAUUCAUUUCUACUACUUACUGUUUCAGGGGAUAUCGUUCCUUAUUGUGGGUUUGGAUUUGGUCGGGGAACAAGUGAGCUGAAUUUACGGGUCAAAACCCCACAAAUUUUUGCUUUCUUUUUCAAGACUCAUUUUUUUAUUUCUUGGAUUGUCAUCCUUUGUAAUUCACUGCCUACACACUAUUGACUAUACUAAAAGGUUUCUUCUUCCCACCCCACCCCCCUUUUUCCCCAUUUCUUUUUCUUUUCCCCUUUUUUUAUACAAAAAAAAAGAAAAGAAUUUGUUGAGAGAGACUAGAGAGAUAUUUACUGGAGUGGUAAAAAGUUGCCACCAUCUUAGAAGAAGAUAAUUUUGUUGUACUCCUAUUCAAUAAAUGAAUUAUUUGAUGCUGAUUUGACAGCUGAAAAUGGAU
This is a messenger RNA of Oldenlandia corymbosa var. corymbosa, 3088 nucleotides long. The record is from the annotation of a GenBank genome assembly. Lineage: Eukaryota; Viridiplantae; Streptophyta; Magnoliopsida; Gentianales; Rubiaceae.